UUUUCCCUUGCUUUCUUUCAAAAUUUGUUCCAUGGCCAUGGCGAAUUACUUGCCCUUUCACCUCUCCUCUUCCUCACCCAAAACUUCCAUCUUCCCAAAAGCACUCCCAGAAGCUCCUAGAAAUCCACUCAUCUCCUCUGCUUUAUCACCCAAGAAAUCCAAAUCCAACCAUCCAACAACUAUUUCAAUUACGAGCCCAACGAAAUUGAAAGCAACUGCAAGUUUAGGAGCGAAUGAUGUAGCUACAGCUGAAAUGGAAGCGCAAUCAGAAAUGGAAGUUGCAGAGGGAUAUACCAUUUCUCAGUUUUGUGAUAAAAUAAUUGACAUUUUCUUGAAUGAGAAGCCCAAGACUAAAGAAUGGAGGAAGCUUUUGGUAUUUAGGGAGGAGUGGAAAAAGUAUAGGGAGAGCUUCUACAGUCAUUGCCAAAGGCGGGUGGAUUGGGAGAGCGAUCCAAGUAUGAAAGAGAGGUUAAUUUCACUUAGGAGAAAGGUGAAAAGGAUUGAUGAUGAAAUGGAGAUCCACAGUGAACUCUUCAAGGAAUUACAGGACAGCCCGACCGACAUUAAUGCAAUAGUUGCAAAGCGGCGCAAAGACUUCACAGAGGAAUUCUUUAWGUUCCUUACUUUGAUUUCGGAAACACACGACAGUUUAGAAGACCGUGAUGCGGUGGCUCGGCUGGCGGCCAGAUGUCUGUCUGCGGUUAGUGCUUACGAUAGAACAUUAGAAUAUGUGGACACAUUGGAUUGUGCGCAGGCCAAAUUUGAUGAUAUACUGAAUUCUCCCUCACUGGAUGUGGCUUGUGAGAAGAUUGAAAGUCUUGCAAAGGCAAAGGAACUUGAUUCAUCAUUGAUUCUUUUGAUAAACAGUGCAUGGGCUUCUGCAAAAGAAUCCACAACCAUGAAGAAUGAGGUGAAGGAAAUAAUGUAUCGAUUAUACAGAGCCACCAAAAGCAGUCUUAGAAGCAUGGCCCCAAAAGAAAUAAAGCUGUUAAAGCAUUUGCUAAAUAUCGUUGAUCCCGAAGAACGAUUUUCUGCUUUAGCAACAGCCUUCGCCCCUGGUGAUGGAAGCGAAGCCAGAGAUCCGAAUGCAAUGUACACAACUCCAAAAGAGCUGCAUAAGUGGAUAAAGAUAAUGCUUGAUUCAUACCAUCUGAACCAGGAAGAUACAGAGAUGAGGGAAGCAAGGAAUAUGAAUCAGCCUGUAGUCAUACAAAGGCUGUUCAUCCUCAAGGAUACCAUUGAAACUGAGUAUUUGGAACAAACUGAGUUUUAGAAUUCUCAAACAAAACAAAACUAAACACUGUCUCURAAGAUCAAAUAUAGUUUUGGGAGUCACCAUUUUUGUAAUCUAGCCAACACUUUCAGCAUCCACCUGGAAAUUACAAUAACAAUAUUACUUUUUAUCUUUACUUCUGUCCUGAGUGAUUUYGCUGGGUUU
Momordica charantia (bitter melon) is the source of this 1438-nucleotide messenger RNA. Its product is annotated as endoribonuclease E-like protein. Lineage: Eukaryota; Viridiplantae; Streptophyta; Magnoliopsida; Cucurbitales; Cucurbitaceae. The record is from RefSeq and is a predicted model, not a curated record. Gene Ontology annotation, cellular component: chloroplast thylakoid membrane; chloroplast envelope.